Colletotrichum graminicola M1.001 is the source of this 906-nucleotide messenger RNA. Its product is annotated as tyrosine phosphatase. NCBI's taxonomy places the organism in Eukaryota, Fungi, Ascomycota, Sordariomycetes, Glomerellales, Glomerellaceae. Gene Ontology annotation, biological process: dephosphorylation. Bases 1 to 906 code for a protein of 301 amino acids. The transcript is spliced from 3 exons. The record is from RefSeq and is a predicted model, not a curated record. Gene Ontology annotation, molecular function: phosphoprotein phosphatase activity.
AUGACAGAUGCAAACCCAAAGGCCGGGGCCAAACUGCCAUCACCGCCCUUUCACACCAUUCCGGGCCUGCCCAACUUCCGCGAUGCUGGCGGCUACCCCAUUGAUGCCCAGCCCGGCCGCAUCCUCAGGCCUGGUGUUGUCUUCCGCUCCGCAGAGCCCUCACGCCUUACCGACGACGGCGUCACCCGCCUCCAGGAUCUCGGUAUCACCCAUGUCUACGAUCUCCGCUCCACCAUCGAGCUCAAGCGCCUCGCCCAGGCAGGGACGAGUUGCAACGUGCGCGACUGGCCCGGUGCCCAGCGCGUCUUCGUUCCCGUCUUCCGGGACGAGGACUACGGGCCAGAGGCCAUUGCCCUUCGCUAUCGUAACUACUCAAGCGACAGUACCGAGGGUUUCACUAAAGCCUACACUGAUAUCCUACGCACCGCCUCGGAGCCUGACCACCCCAAUGACCCCUUUCGCACUAUCCUCUCUCACCUCGCAACCCCCAACCCCCCGUCUCCGAUGCUCAUCCACUGCACUGCCGGCAAGGAUAGGACUGGCGUUAUUUGCGCCAUAAUUCUUAGCCUCUGCGGCGUCGCGGACGAAGUCGUUGCACACGAGUACAGCCUGACGAACAUCGGCCUCCAGGACCGUAGAGAAGAGAUUGUUAACCACCUCCUCGCCACCGAAGCCCUCAAAGGAAACCUCCAGGGUGUCCGGCGUAUGAUUAGUUCCCCGAAGGAAAGCAUGCUUGCAACACUAGCCAAGCUUCGCGAGGAGUAUGGUUCCAUCGAGGCUUACGUGCAAAAUAGAUGUCGCGUAUCCGCAGAGGCCAUUGAUAAGAUUCGCUCCAAUCUCGUAGUGGAUAUUUCCGACGAGCAUCAAGCACUAGACUGGAUAUCACACUCAAAAUACUUGCUGUGA